Messenger RNA from Choloepus didactylus (southern two-toed sloth), 1298 nucleotides. RefSeq names its product transmembrane protein 120A (gene TMEM120A). The record is from RefSeq and is a predicted model, not a curated record. Gene Ontology annotation, biological process: fat cell differentiation. Bases 127 to 1158 code for a protein of 343 amino acids. The transcript is spliced from 12 exons. Gene Ontology annotation, cellular component: membrane. Lineage: Eukaryota; Metazoa; Chordata; Mammalia; Pilosa; Megalonychidae.
GGCGGGGCGAGCCCGGAAGCGGCCGGGGGCGGUGGCUGAGGCGGCGGAGGCGGAGGCGCCUCUGGCCCGCCGGGGUUGCGGCGCCGUCCUCUGCUUCGCGCUCCUCUAGCCGGCGGCCCCGCAGCCAUGCAUCCCCCGCCCCCGGGCCCGCUGGGCGACUGCUUGCGGGACUGGGAGGAUCUGCAGCAGGACUUCCAGGGCAUCCAGGAGACCCACCGGCUGUACCGCCUGAAGCUGGAGGAGCUGACUAAGCUGCAGAACAACUGUACUAGCUCCAUCACUCGGCAGAAGAAGCGGCUCCAGGAGCUCGCCCUUGUCCUUAAGAAAUGCAGACACUCCCUCCCGUCAGGGGCCGAGGAGGCCGCGCAGGAGCUUGAGAACCAGAUCAAAGAGCGCCAGGGCCUCUUCUUUGACAUGGAGGCCUAUUUGCCCAAGAAGAAUGGGUUGUACCUGAGCCUAGUUCUGGGUAACGUCAACGUGACACUCCUGAGCAAGCAGGCUAAGUUCGCCUACAAAGACGAGUACGAGAAGUUCAAGCUCUACCUCACCAUCAUCCUCAUCCUCAUCUCCUUCACCUGCCGCUUCCUCCUCAAUUCCAGGGUGACAGACGCUGCCUUCAACUUCCUGCUGGUCUGGUAUUACUGCACCCUGACCAUCCGGGAGAGCAUCCUCAUCAGCAACGGCUCUCGGAUCAAAGGCUGGUGGGUUUUCCAUCACUAUGUGUCCACCUUCUUGUCAGGCGUGAUGCUGACCUGGCCUGAUGGCCUCAUGUACCAGAAGUUCCGGAACCAGUUCCUGUCCUUCUCCAUGUACCAAAGCUUCGUGCAGUUCCUCCAGUACUACUACCAGAGCGGCUGUCUGUACCGCCUGCGGGCCCUGGGGGAGAGGCACACCAUGGACCUCACCGUGGAGGGCUUCCAGUCCUGGAUGUGGCGUGGCCUCACCUUCCUGCUGCCCUUCCUUUUCUUUGGACAAUUCUGGCAGCUCUACAACGCGCUGACGCUGUUUAGCCUGGCCCAGGACCCGCAGUGUAAGGAGUGGCAGGUGCUUAUGUGUGGCCUCCCCUUCCUCCUCCUCUUCCUCGGCAAUUUCUUCACCACCCUGCGGGUUGUACACCAGAAGUUCCACAGUCAGUGGCAUGGGAGCAAGAAGGAAUGAGGCUGGGGCAGCCCCCCACAGCAACUCCCAGCCCCAAGGGGGCUUCCUUAAAUCCCAAGUGUGGUUGGAGGGGGUCGGAGGCGUCCCUCAUGUGGGAGGGUCUCUUCUGCUCUCCCCUGGGUGUUGUGGGCUCUGUGGGC